Messenger RNA from Meloidogyne enterolobii, 619 nucleotides. NCBI's taxonomy places the organism in Eukaryota, Metazoa, Nematoda, Chromadorea, Rhabditida, Meloidogynidae. The record is from the annotation of a GenBank genome assembly.
AUGAAUUUAAAAAAAUUUCUAGCUCAACGAAAUUGGCCUUAUCACUUGUUUUUGCUUCACACACUUUUUGAAUUUUUCGAAUCUAUUUUUGCUGAGGCAAGAAAACAAAUUUCAAGUAAAAACAAUGCCGUUAUAAAUCAAAUCUGCGAUGAGAAACUUUCUGAAAAAGAAUCUGAAAAGUGUGUUGAUUGGUUGAAUAAUCAAAGCAAAAUUCUUGAAAAAUGUAAUGUGAAGAUUGAAACGGUUUUUUCUGCAAGAUUUAAAAACUUGUUGGACAAAUGGGAAGAUUAUUCAAAAAAUAUCAAAGGAAUAUUUGAAGUUGAGAUUGUGGCAGGUGAUGCACCUGCACCUUCUCCAGAAGCUCCGAAAGUUAGAAAGGUUAUAAAAAAAGUUCGUGGUAGAGAGUAUUAUCACCCAGAAAGUUUUGAAUACAACCCGGAUGAAUAUAUUUAUGACCAUCCUCGUCAUUAUGGCCCUCCUCGUCAUCAUGGUGAUUAUCGUUUUAUGCCUUAUGGCGAUUCAUUUGAAGUCAAAGGAAACUACCAUUACAAAUCGGGUCCUAAACGAAUCAAGUAUAGCCAUCAAGCAACUUACAAAUAUAAAGGAAAGUGAAUUUGAU